AGCUUCACUUCCGGUCUGAAGCAGCGUCGCGUCCUGUUCGACUUCUGAUUAAACUGUUUAAACUAUUUAAACUAUUUAAACUGUUUUAACAGUUUUAACUGAUUAAACGCCGUCAUGUCGAGUCGCGAGGCCCUGAACAUGAAGCUGCCUCCGAUCCAGUCCACGGCCGGAGCCGUGCCGGUCCGCAACGAGAAAGGUGAGCUCUCCAUGGAGAAGGUGAAGGUGAAGAGGUACGUGUCGGGUAAGCGUCCCGACUACGCGCCCAUGGAGUCGUCCGACGAGGAGGACGAGGACUUCCAGUUUGUGAAGAAGGGGAAGGACCAGGAGGCGGAGCAGGAGCUGGAGGAAGAGGAUGUCUCCGACCCACGUCUCAAACGUUUGCUCAACCGCGUCUCCGAGGACGUGGAGGAGAGGCUGGCGAGACACAGACAGAUCGCAGAGCCUGAAGUCGUGGCCGAGAGCAGCGAGGACUCCGAUGAAGGCACGUGGCACCCCGAGCACCAGGAGGAGACCAGUGAGGAGGAGGAGGAGGAGGAAGAGGAGGAAGUGGAUGAUGAGGAAAUUGAGAGGAGGCGACAGAUGAUGCGCCAGCGAGCCACCGAACGGAAGAAUGAGGAGAUGGAGGUCAUGGAGGUGGAGGAGGAGGGGAAGUCGGGGGAGGAGCCAGAGUCGGAGUCUGAAUAUGAAGAGUACACGGACAGCGAGGAUGAAGCGGAGCCACGGCUCAAACCCGUCUUCAUCCGCAAGAAGGACCGAGUCACGGUGGCGGAGCGCGAAGCGGAGGAGCUGAGGCAGCGCGAGCUGGAGGCCGAGGCCAAGAAGCAGGUGGAGGAGCGACGGCGCUACACCCUCAAGAUCGUAGAGGAGGAGGCCAAGAAGGAGUUCGAGGAGAACCGGCGCACGCUGGCCGCCCUGGACGCUUUGGACACGGACGGCGAGAACGAGGAGGAGGAGUACGAAGGCUGGAAGGUCAGAGAGCUGAAACGCAUCAAGAGGGACAGAGAGUCCCGAGAAACCAUGGAGAAGGAGAAGGCGGAAAUCGAGAGAUUCCACAACCUGACGGAGGAGGAGCGCCGCGCCGAGCUCAGAAACAGCGGCAAGCAAGUCACCAACAAAGCCAGCAAAGGAAAAUACAAGUUCCUCCAGAAGUACUACCACAGAGGAGCCUUCUUCAUGGACGAGGAGGAGAACGUCUACAAGAGAGACUUCAGCGCUCCAACUCUGGAGGAUCACUUCAACAAAACCAUCUUACCCAAAGUCAUGCAGGUCAAGAACUUUGGUCGCUCCGGACGCACCAAGUACACCCACCUGGUGGACCAGGACACCACGUCGUUCGACUCGGCCUGGGCCCAGGAGAGCGCUCAGAACAGCAAGUUCUUCAAGCAGAAGGCGGCGGGCGUGAGGGACGUGUUCGACCGGCCCACCGUGAAGAAGAGGAAGACUUAAAGAUGUCCGACACGGCCUUCAUCAGAGCGUUGAGAGGCUGUUUCAGAGUCUCUCUACUGGACUUUAUGUUGUGGAAGGAAAGCAGCAAACGGACCGAUUCCAGGAAUCCAUCAUUUUAAAACAAACUGAAUGUUGGCUUCUAUAAACCUGCUUCAGAGGGAGAAUCUCUGCAACGUGGCUGAAAUGGAAUAUAGAUUAAAUUUCCUACUGUAUUUUCUUUUUAAAGCAGUGGGUUGAAAUUUUGUACAAACCAGUUAAUGACUACAUUUAGUUUGCAGAUUAUUGUACUGAUUUCCUCCAUGACCUUUCCUGUGAUAUAACAUUUUUUGUGUUGAAUAAAACUUGUAUUUUCA
Molecule: messenger RNA, 1799 nt
Organism: Anoplopoma fimbria (sablefish)
Lineage: Eukaryota; Metazoa; Chordata; Actinopteri; Perciformes; Anoplopomatidae
Gene: mfap1
Product: microfibril associated protein 1
Exons: 8
Coding region: 115-1446 (443 amino acids)
Biological process (GO): mRNA splicing, via spliceosome
Cellular component (GO): U2-type spliceosomal complex
Molecular function (GO): RNA binding
Source: RefSeq, a predicted model, not a curated record